This is a messenger RNA of Aspergillus versicolor CBS 583.65, 1133 nucleotides long. RefSeq lists its product as uncharacterized. Lineage: Eukaryota; Fungi; Ascomycota; Eurotiomycetes; Eurotiales; Aspergillaceae. The coding region runs from base 70 to 1002 and encodes 310 amino acids. The record is from RefSeq and is a predicted model, not a curated record. The transcript is spliced from 5 exons.
UAUGAAUUCCCACGCUUUGCAAAGAUGUAGACUGAAAUGUGAAUAAAUAGCUAUCUACGAUAACCGAAAAUGGGCGGGUUCUUGUCAUUAUCUGCUCCUCCGUUGACGGAGGCCAACCUCCAGGACCAGGCUGGCAAGGUAUUCGUAGUAACCGGUGCAACAUCCGGGUACGGCCUCCUCCUAGCCAGAAUCCUCUACCAACGCAACGGCAAAGUAUACAUCGCAGCUCGCGACACCGCGAAGCUACAGCAAGUCGCAGACAAUCUCAAACACGACUUCCCCAAUUCCACCGGCGAAGUGCACUUUUUCCACCUUGAUCUCUCCGACCUGUCAACCAUCAAAGGCUCCGCAGACGCAUUUCUGGCCAAGGAAAGUCAACUCCAUGUACUCUGGCAUAAUGCCGGAGUCAUGAUCCCUCCCCAGGGGUCCAAGACUAAACAGGGCUAUGAGCUUCAACUUGGGACAAACAACAUCGGCCCAUUCCUGUUGACCAAGUUCCUGUAUCCGGCUCUGGUGAAGGCUGCUGCCGGUUCACCUGCCAACUCCGUCCGUGUUGUUUGGGUAUCAUCUAGCAUGGCCCCCAGAGCUCCCAACCCUGCUAUUGAUUUCACAAACCUUGAUUAUCACAAAGAUGAAUGGGCCUGGGUAAAGUACUCGCGAAGCAAGGCAGGAAACGUGCUCCAGGCGACAGCGCUAGCUCGACGUGCUAGAGACGAUGGUAUCGCAAGCUUGGCACUCGACCCGGGAGUUGCCAUCACUGGCCUGCAGCGUACCAUGUCAAGUUGGUUAUACGUCAUCAUUCGUCUCAUAUCGAACAAGCCGGAGAUUGGGGCGUAUACCCAGCUCUAUGCAGGCCUCCAACCCGACCUUGACAUCCAGAAGCCUAAGACAUGGGUUGUUCCCUCAGGAAAAUUGGUAGGUGGCCGAGCGGACCUCUUUGAUGAUGAGGCGAGCGAGAGAUUCUGGGAAUGGAACGAGGAACAGGUCAAGCCAUAUGUCUAAGUCGAAGAGUGUUCCAAGUGUGCGCAAUCCAUGUGAUAUAGUAGCUCGUAAAGGGGUUAAGAUCUACCUCCGUUUAUCUCCGGGCUGUUGGCGGCAUCUCGCGAUGCAGUCAAGCAUCCCAUCCAUUUGCC